AUGGCCAUUCAAAGCCGCGGAGAGAAGACGUGGUUUCAUGAGCUGGAAGGCCUGGCCUACUCGGUAGUUCAAUAUAUACCAGGAAUUGGCACUUUAUACUCCCUUCAGAGAGCUGCCGUUACGUAUAGUCAGCGCGACUGGGUACGCUAUUGGGAGUCUGUGGUCAAGCUGAUCGAAGGCACUACACGCGAUGUGGUUCUCGUCUCGGGGACCGUCGAACCAGUCGUGGUCACUGUUAUUCACAGCAUGUCAGAAUCACUGUCGGAAAAGACACUUGAAAUGUGGAACAAGGAUCCAUCGGACAAUAAGCUCAAAAUCGAGCAAGAGCUCGACAAGGAAAGUGGACACAUAAUUAUUUCCGAGUCUUCCCCUGGUCAGCUUGAAGAAAGAGUAUUCGAAGGUAUGGCUAAGGGAUUGCACCACUUCCAUGGCGCAGUAUUCGAGGGCGUGAUCAAGGAGCCCAGUUUCAGCUGGAAAGGCGAAAAAUUCCGAAUGUUCAUGCCUGAAGGCUUAUUCACAGGUGCAACGGUCACGUUCAUGUGGCGAUGGACAAAAAGUGCGUUUGGAACACUAAACAGUCCUGCGGCAACCUGGGGAGCUAUUCAGCUGGAUAAACCGGACUAUAGCCAUACCAGGUUUAGACUAUCAAGGCGCAUGGGGUCCGGCGGCUGGGCGGGUUACGACUUUUGGGGCGAGAUACUAUCAAAUGACCGCAUUAUUGCGAAAACUCGGGUUAAUGGAGAGAAUGUUGUCAUCUAUCUGAGGAGAGUUGCCGGGACAUAG
This is a messenger RNA of Metarhizium album ARSEF 1941, 783 nucleotides long. RefSeq lists its product as uncharacterized. The record is from RefSeq and is a predicted model, not a curated record. Lineage: Eukaryota; Fungi; Ascomycota; Sordariomycetes; Hypocreales; Clavicipitaceae. The transcript has a single exon. Bases 1 to 783 code for a protein of 260 amino acids.